CGGGGUCGCGGUUGGGGCGCUUCGCUCAGACCCGACCGGAGUGUGCGCGCCGCUGACGCUCGGCCUGGAGCCCGCGGGCGGGACCGUGCUCGGCUCCGCCAUGCGCGCCGGGAGUAACGAGCCCGACGGCGUCCUCCGCUAUCAGAGACCAGAUGAAGAAGCUGUGGUGGAUCAGGGUGGGACCAGUACAAUUCUCAACAUUCACUAUGAGAAAGAAGAGUUGGAAGGUCAUAGGACUCUGUACGUGGGGGUUCGGAUGCCACUGGGCAGGCAGAGCCAUCGGCAUCAUCGAACUCAUGGCCAGAAGCACCGGAGACGAGGCCGGGGUAAAGGAGCUGGCCAAGGGGAGGAAGGCCCGGAGGCCCUGGCACACGGUAUCACCCUUGGGAGAGAAGACACACCAUCUCAGCGUGUUCAGUUCAUUCUUGGCACUGAGGAGGAUGAGGAGCACGUACCUCAUGAGCUGUUCACAGAGCUGGAUGAGAUCUGUAUGAAAGACGGAGAAGAUGCUGAGUGGAAAGAGACAGCCAGGUGGCUGAAGUUUGAAGAAGAUGUUGAAGAUGGGGGGGAACGCUGGAGCAAGCCCUAUGUGGCAACCCUUUCAUUGCACAGUCUCUUUGAGCUAAGGAGCUGCCUUAUUAAUGGAACGGUCCUUCUGGAUAUGCGUGCAAAUAGCAUAGAAGAAAUUUCAGAUCUGGUCCUGGACCAGCAAGAACUGUUCAGUGACCUGAGUGACAGCAUGAGGGUUAAAGUACGGGAAGCCCUUCUCAAAAAGCAUCAUCAUCAGAAUGAAAAGAAGAGAAGUAACCUCAUUCCCAUUGUUCGCUCCUUUGCUGAGGUUGGCAAGAAGCAGUCUGAUCCACAUUCGAUGGAUAAAAAUGGUCAAACUGUGUCUCCUCAGUCUGUUCCAACUACAAAUCUUGAAGUAAAGAAUGGAGUGAAUUGUGAACACAGUCCUGUGGAUUUAAGUAAGGUGGACCUUCAUUUCAUGAAAAAAAUCCCCACUGGGGCAGAGGCCUCGAACGUCCUGGUUGGAGAGGUGGAUACUCUGGACCGCCCCAUCGUUGCCUUUGUGAGGCUUUCUCCAGCUGUUCUUCUCUCAGGCUUGACAGAAGUGCCCAUCCCAACAAGAUUUUUAUUUAUCCUAUUGGGUCCAGUAGGGAAAGGUCAGCAGUACCAUGAGAUUGGCAGAUCCAUGGCCACCAUCAUGACAGAUGAGAUUUUUCAUGAUGUGGCAUAUAAGGCCAAAGAUCGAGAUGAUCUCCUGGCGGGGAUUGAUGAGUUCCUAGACCAGGUGACGGUGCUCCCUCCAGGGGAGUGGGACCCUUCCAUUAGAAUUGAGCCACCCAAAAACGUCCCUUCCCAGGAGAAAAGAAAAAUGCCUGGAGUUCCAAACGGAAACGUUUGCCACAUAGAACCAGAACCACAUGGGGGCCACAGCGGGCCAGAACUUCAGCGCACUGGGCGGCUCUUUGGAGGCUUGGUGCUGGACAUCAAGCGGAAGGCCCCUUGGUACUGGAGCGACUACCAGGACGCACUCAGCUUACAGUGUUUGGCCUCCUUUCUGUUCCUGUACUGUGCCUGCAUGUCACCUGUCAUCACCUUUGGGGGAUUGCUUGGAGAAGCCACUGAGGGACGCAUAAGUGCAAUUGAAUCCUUGUUCGGAGCCUCCAUGACUGGGAUUGCCUAUUCCUUGUUUGCAGGACAGGCUCUCACCAUCCUGGGAAGCACUGGGCCAGUGCUUGUGUUUGAAAAGAUUUUGUUCAAAUUCUGCAAAGACUAUGCUCUUUCAUACCUCUCCUUGCGUGCUUGUAUUGGACUGUGGACCGCCUUCCUAUGUAUUGUUCUUGUGGCAACUGAUGCCAGUUCCCUUGUCUGCUACAUUACUCGCUUCACUGAAGAAGCAUUUGCCUCCUUAAUUUGCAUAAUUUUCAUCUAUGAAGCAAUAGAAAAGCUGAUUCACCUGGCAGAGACCUACCCCAUCCACAUGCACAGCCAGCUGGACCACCUUAGCCUGUAUUACUGCAGGUGUACUGUCCCAGAGAAUCCAAACAAUCACACACUACAGUAUUGGAAGGACCAAAACAUCGUGACAACAGAAGUCCACUGGGCUAACCUGACUGUUACUGAAUGCCAGGAGAUGCAUGGAGAGUUCACAGGACCUGCAUGUGGCCAUCAUGGACCCUAUACUCCUGAUGUGCUGUUUUGGUCCUGCAUUCUCUUCUUCACCACCUUCAUCCUUUCAAGCACCUUAAAGACAUUUAAGACAAGCCGCUAUUUCCCAACCAGAGUCCGCUCCAUGGUGAGUGACUUUGCCGUUUUCCUCACAAUCUUCACAAUGGUGAUUAUUGAUUUUUUGAUUGGAGUCCCAUCACCAAAACUUCAAGUUCCAAGUGUGUUCAAGCCAACAAGGGAUGAUCGAGGGUGGAUUAUUAGUCCCAUUGGCCCCAAUCCCUGGUGGACUGUGAUAGCUGCAAUUAUCCCAGCUCUACUCUGCACUAUCUUAAUAUUCAUGGACCAGCAGAUCACAGCUGUUAUCAUUAACAGGAAGGAACACAAGCUCAAGAAAGGCUGUGGUUACCACCUGGACCUGCUAAUGGUGGCCAUCAUGUUGGGUGUCUGCUCCAUCAUGGGCCUGCCCUGGUUUGUGGCUGCAACUGUCCUGUCCAUCACACAUGUGAACAGCCUCAAACUGGAAUCUGAGUGCUCCGCUCCUGGAGAACAGCCCAAGUUCUUGGGCAUCCGAGAACAGAGAGUGACAGGCCUUAUGAUUUUUGUGCUGAUGGGCUGCUCAGUCUUCAUGACGACUAUAUUAAAGUUCAUCCCGAUGCCGGUACUCUAUGGAGUCUUCCUCUACAUGGGCGUCUCUUCACUGCAGGGAAUUCAGUUCUUUGAUCGGCUGAAGCUCUUCGGGAUGCCUGCAAAGCAUCAGCCAGAUUUCAUUUACCUCCGGCACGUGCCGCUACGCAAAGUGCACCUCUUCACCCUCAUCCAGCUCACCUGCCUGGUCCUGCUCUGGGUCAUCAAGGCAUCUCCAGCUGCCAUUGUCUUUCCAAUGAUGGUUUUGGCCUUGGUCUUUGUCAGGAAAGUCAUGGAUCUCUGUUUCUCGAAGCGAGAGCUGAGCUGGUUAGAUGAUCUCAUGCCUGAAAGCAAAAAGAAGAAGUUGGAUGAUGCCAAACAGAAGGCCAAGGAGGAAGAGGAGGCUGAGAAAAUGAUAGAAAUGGAGAGAGACAAGUUCCCCUUAGAGAGCAGGAAGUUACUAAGCAGUACUGGAAAGAACAACAGUUUCAGAUGUGACCCCUCUGAGAUUAAUAUAUCUGAUGAAAUGCCUAAAACCACAGUCUGGAAAGCUCUCAGUAUGAAUCCUGGAAAUACAAAGGAAAAGAGUCUCUUCAACUAGAAGUCUUUGCCGGAUGGAAGAUUUGGGCCAUAAGAUGCCUCAGGGAAGUUCUGGUUACAGAGAAGAUGGCAAAUUUCUCAGAGAAGAAGCAAGACCAAGUCUGGCCCUGUCCUUGGUCACGUCUAAGCCAUGCCGAAGCAUUCAGUUAUUCAUGGUGUGUGUUGGAGGGCAUCCAGCUCUCCCCAUACCAGAGCCAGAUGGAAACGUGGAAGCAGAAGACCACCUCCUGUUGGUACUUCUCCUCUUCCUUCUCUUUCUCGUCAAAACUGCCACUAUUGAAGACCCAGCUUCCCAUCUUCCUGCCAUCUUCUCUGAAACGCUCUGCUGGCCUGCCAAGCCAGAUGGAUCUGUGCUGCCAUGAGGAUUCCGUUAAUGAGGUUUCUUUUCCUAAAGGAUGGGGUAGGGAAGUGGGAGCAGAGCAGAGAGAAAAGGGAAGGCUCUCUAGUCCCAUAGUAUCUGUGGGCUCCUAGGCAGCCCUGGGCCUUGGUUGGAAUGCCUGCUCUGGGGGAUGCUGGUCAGAGGCUGUCAGGAGGGUUGGCUACCAGGAGUCAGCGGCCUGGGCAUUGGCAGUGCCCACCACUGCAGGCAGAAGACUCCUCUGCCCUGGGUGCACCUUCAUUGUUCCCUAGCAGCAGUUUGCAUAACUCAGCAAGAACCUUGGAUGAUGAAAGAGCCAAGAAGGACAUUGGAGUUGUUUAGCUUAGACAGGAAAAGGCUUGGGAGAAAAUCAAUAAUGAGAAGUGAGGGUGAGUAGCUUCUCUUGGUUUCAUUGAGGAUAGAGUUAGAGACUGAACUUAAAUUGCUAUAGAAAGAUUUAGUGUAGACACUAGGAAGGACUUCCUAAGCUGAAAAUGUGUCCUAGUGUCUGCUUUCUAAAUAUCUGGGAAAGGUUUGAUAAUAGUUGUUUGUGAGUGGAGAGGAGAAAAGGUGUUUUUAUUGGCCAUGUUGUAGAAACAUCCAUGUCUUGCUACUCUCUCUUGAGAACACAUUUGAUUGCAUUCCUGGAGAUAGCCAAGUGCUUAUGUAAUGUGUCCUUAGCUGCCUUAGUAGUGAACCGCCAUCAACUCAAUGGACCCAAGUCACCUUUAGCCGUGUGGUUUCUUCAUCAUCAUGGAUUUCUGUUGGUUGACAAAUGUUCUGGCUCUCAGAUCUAAAAAGCCACAUUGGGAAAUGAACUGCAAGUGGUAAAAUUAAUCUUUUAUUUAGUUUACAACUACAUUUAUAGUUUUUUCUCUUCUCUGUUGCAGCAAAUAUCAAUGGUUUGGGCUCCAGUGUGUAUAGAUCUUCCCUUCCUUUGUGCACAGAAUGUGACUAGCAAGCAUGUCAGCACCCAAGGAAUCCGAUCAUAUUAGUUUUCCAUCCUGGAAAAUGUUUGUAUAGUGGGAUGUUCCCUCAGUGUGCUCGCCUUUCCAUAGGUGAAGCAUUGGCUACAUACCUUAAUGGAAUUUUGCAUUCCUUAGACUUUUAAAUAUAUUAGUGUAUUCUAGGCUUACUCUAAGGACCUUUGAUAUUAAGGGAAUCCUGCAAUUCUUUCAUAUUUUCCUAACUCUUAGAGCCACAGUUAUUUUACUACACAGAUGAUUUUCAAAAUAUUUAACAACUGGCAUAGGAUGGACACCAUCCACUCAGAAUGGACGCCUGCUAUAAACAAGCAAUAUAUGUGAUCUGAAUGGCAUGCUGCUUUCAGAUGCUAAAAUGAUAUCCCUUUGAGUUGUGGGAAUUGUUCCUGGUUUUUCUGAUUUUCUACUUACAAGGAAGCCUCCACUUCCUUUCAUGUGGUGCAGACAGGAAUCGGAAUUCUUUGAACUAUACGGGCAUUAAAAUCUUUGUGGGCCAUCGCUUCACAUUGUGUCAUUUAGGAUAAAUGUAGUAAUUGUGCCCAUUUACAUCGACCUACCUAACCUAGAAAAGUCAAAAGGCAACCUUUCAGAGGGAAAAGCUUUCCUGCUAGCUCACCCUGUUCCUCUCUGCUGCUUCCUUGAGCUGCUUUCUUUUUCACCUUUGUUUUCGGAGAAUACGCCUGCCUACGCUGUCCCUCCAUCUUGCCCCUCCCAUCUUCACCUGCCACCUCUGCGUAGGGAAGUUGGUGACUGCUUCACCUAUUCCCUAGCCUCAGCGUGGUUGUAAGAAAUGUAACAGGGAAAAGCCCUUCGUGCAAUGAAACUGGGUGACAAUAUCACUCAGAAAAAUCUCUCUUCUAAUACACUAAUGUCUUGCGAUACUUGGUGUCUGCUAGGCUUCCUCAGAGUAGGGAACCUGCCUUUGUUAACUGUGCAGAGCAGUGACAGGACCACGUGUGCACUUUGGAGUCCCAAACCAGACCCUCCCAGAUUACUGCGCCUUAGGAACUUUAGCUGCUUUCGCAGGCUGUGCCAAUACUUGUAGGCCACUAGAUUUUUCUCAGACAAUAGCCAGACUCAUUUCUGCUACAUCGCUCUUCUGUUUCUCUGCUCCACCAAACACUCAAUCUCAGUCCUGGCUGCUUCCUUGCUCAGGUCUGUGGCUGGUGACUGGGGUGGCAGAGUCAAGCUGGGCUGUGUGUGGAAUAGGAAACUGGGAGUGGAGGUGAAGCAGCAGCAGCAUAUGUGUGUGUGUGUGUGUGUGUGUGCAUAUGCAUAUGUGCUUAUCCAUAAACUUUCAUUGCUGCUAUUAGUCAGCCUGUGCACCUAAUCUGUGAGGAUAUCAAAAUAAUAUGAUCAUUCCCCUAUCUAUGGAUUCCCCUCUCAGACUUCUCCACUAGAAUAGCUUGAGGACAAACAGGCUGGUUAGUCUGUAGAAAAAGGUGAGAAACUGACUUAGGGGUGGGAAGCAAGGCAGGUAGUUAGGUGAAUCCUGUGCCCAGGUGUUUGGGCCAGAGAAGCAGUCACCUCUUUCAUGACAAGGGCAGAAUUCAGUUGAGUGUUGGUAGACCAGUGGGCUGGUCGUACAGAGGCCCGGGAUUUAAGAAAGUGAUAACGAGUGGAAUCUUGGUUCUAAGGGGGAAGGAAGAAUUGGCAUUGCUAAGAGGGUGUGCUACUUCCUAGCCCAUGACUUCUGGGGAGGGUCUGGAGAGAAGGUGCAGACCAGCAGAAAUAUUGCUGUGAAGUUGCCAAAUGCGUUUGGUUGCAUAAAAUGCAGGCUAGCUCUUUGAGGCUAUAUAUGAUUUCAGACUUCUGAUGAUGGAAUAAUCAAGAGAUCUGGCCUUUAUCAUAUACAGCUCCUAUCCCUGUCUCCUUAUUUAGAGAACUUUGCCUUUAGGAUAGAGGGGUAGUGAGCCAUACAUUUCCAAAAGAGGGUGUGAACAUUUGCUAUUUCUCUUUGUCUGGGAUGUGACUGGCUUUUAAAUUAUUAAAAAAAUGUUUUUUUAAAAAAUAUGUUUCUGUUGAUUUUAGAGAGAGAGGAAGGGAGAGGGAGAAAGAGGAAAAGAAACAUUGAUGCAAGAGAGAAACAUCUAUUGGUUGCCUCCUGCACACACCCCAACCAGGGACGGAACCUGCAACCUGGGCAUGUGCCCUGACAGGGACACAGGACGACGCUUUACCAACUGAGCCACACUGGCCAGUCAUAAAUGUUUGAUAAAAUCUGGUAUGUGCUAAGUCUCAGGCUUGGUUGAUGUCUCAGGCUAUGACCACUGUGACCUUCAAGAGGUCUGUGAUUCUAGGAAUCUGUGGUUUCUAGUCAUCCCAAACAGACAAUCCCCAGUUCUACUUUACUUUCUACCUGCUCAACUCCAGACUCUCCUUUUAGUAGAGGAGUCAGCAGUUCUCCCUGAAUCUUCUCCAUUGUUUUCAAUGUCCAUGUUCUGAGACACCACGAUUUCCUGAAGCAUAGGAGGAGACUUGGCCCCGGGCCCCCUAGCUUUCCUUAUAAUGUGCGUGCGUCAGACGUACUAUCCAGGAUGUUCUCUCUGCUACUUUACCAGCUUCUCUAAACUUCUUUUGUAAGAGAGUUAGCACCUUCUCCUGGGACUUCACCAGUGUUUGCUAGUUAGUUACUGCAUUUUCCUUGGACUUCUCAGGUUUCCAAGUCACACCUGGCCGGACACUCAGCAGCCCUGCAGGGAACGUUCUUUCUAGCUGCCGGGCCUCCCUUGAGGUAGGAGGCCUUCCUGUGGGCCGUGGCUGGCCAGAUCAUCCAAGUUCUACCCCUUUUACUAACUCACCUUUUUCAAGCAUCCUUUCCUCUCCUUCCUGCCUUUUCCUCAGUCUUUCAAGUUCUCCGUGGAGAGAAGAAGUUCUUGGUAAGAGGUUCUAAAAACCACCACCAGUUUUGGGGCUGGUGAGAGAGGUGAGGAGGUUUGGGGCUUCUUGCAUAGGGGACAUUAUGGUUAUUUUUCUUAUUUAGGAUGAGGGAUUAUGGAUUCUCAAGCUUUCAGGCUCAUCCAUAUUUCAGUAUAAAUAGAAAAAGACAUUCUAAAACCAAAUAGAAGUGAUUUUUCUACUAAACCAAUUCUUUAUGAUUUUUUUUAAAAAGAUUUUAUUGAUUGAUUCUAGAGAGAGAGAGGAAGGGUAAGAGAGAGCGAGAGAAAGAGAAAACCCUCCAUUUGUUGUUCCACUUAUAUAUGCAUUCAUUGGUUGCUUCUUGUAAGUGCUCUGACCAGGGAUCGAGCCCACAACCUUGGCGUAUUAGGAUAAUACUAAAUCAACUUAGUUACCCAUCCAUGGCUUUUCUUUAUGAUUCUUGGUACCCUUGGUCUCUUACAUCAAUGGAUAGUUGACUCAGUUAACAUUUCUUUACUAGAAAGGAGGCUUAUUUCAUAACCAAUCACUGCUUGAAACAUGAAAAGAGGGAAGGAGAAUUCUGUGAAUCUUUUCAGGAGGAAAAUCUAGGAAAAUCCAGAAGGUGGAAUGAUUCAUCUAUAGGCGUAAUUCUUGUAGGAGAUUCUGUGCUCAAAGGGAAUGGAAUGGUUUCUAAUCCUUCUGAAAAGGAACAACACUCUUCUUUAACCUAACCCACUUUCGGCUUUGGAGAAUACAGAGCUUUGUCUUCUAGCUGAUGGCAUUAAUAUUUCCUGAGAGAGAGAACCCACCCACGGCACUGUUCUGAGCCCAGCCGAAAUCAGCAGAGCUAGGGCUUCUCUUAGCAGGUUUGCAAUUGACGCCAACACACAGGUUUCUCACACAUGCAAUAAUGUUGGAAACAGAAGUACCAAACUGAAUGUGCAAUUACUCCUUUUGCAAGAGGCCAAAAUCCUCCUCCUCACUCCUUUCUCCCCUGUUCACUCUUCCAAGAUGACGAGCCUUCCUCUUGUUUACCUGUAUUUGUCUGUCUGAUGGUCAGAUAUGGCUGCCCUCCCAAACUAAGGGUGUCGGGUGGAGAGCAGAGCAACCUUCCCAUGGGAGGGGACAACUUGAGGUGCUGGUACAUUUCCCUGUUUUCUAUGUUCUUCUUUCUAGUAGGUUUCAUGUAGAGAUAGAGAUAUUUUUGUUUUAGAGAUUCCAAAGUAUAUAUUUUUAGUGUAAGAAAUGUACCCUCUCUACACUCCAUGGUGUAAAUAGAACCAGGAAUCAUAUGUCGUUGUGAUAACCCCAUAGCAAUCUGUGGCAGGACUAGGACCCCUCUCCCUUACCACCAAGUCUCACAGUCUGGGAACCAGGGGAGGUGAUGCAAUGCCUAGGCCUGCCCAGACUUUCCUGUGCUCAGUGGGCGAAAAAUAAAGUCUGUGUAAACUGCUCA
Myotis lucifugus (little brown bat) is the source of this 9055-nucleotide messenger RNA. RefSeq names its product solute carrier family 4 member 8 (gene SLC4A8). Gene Ontology annotation, molecular function: monoatomic anion transmembrane transporter activity; solute:inorganic anion antiporter activity; sodium:bicarbonate symporter activity. Lineage: Eukaryota; Metazoa; Chordata; Mammalia; Chiroptera; Vespertilionidae. The record is from RefSeq and is a predicted model, not a curated record. Bases 101 to 3400 code for a protein of 1099 amino acids. The transcript is spliced from 25 exons. Gene Ontology annotation, cellular component: plasma membrane. Gene Ontology annotation, biological process: transmembrane transport; regulation of intracellular pH; bicarbonate transport.